UCUGCUUUUCUCUUUGCUUCUCCUUCACAAAACAUUUGGUCAGUUUUUUAAGAGGAUCAUUAUUGAACCACGAAUGAGUUCUCAGAUACUGAAUAUGAACACAGAAGAGGAUGGAUACUCUCAUUUAAAUCACCUGCCACAGCAUCCAUCCAGACACUAUAUGUCUGUGAAUGUCAACCAAGGGCAAUCUCUUCCCUUUGCUGUAUGGUUGCCAGCUAUCUUCACUUUGUUUGUACUGUGCCUGGCCCUCAUCAUAGGAAUGAUAGUCCUAGGUCUCAGAGGUUCUCAGGCACCUGUGGAACAUAAUGAAAACUUGCGAGGACUAAAAGAGAGAUUAUGCUUGAUGGGUGACAUGAACAUUAAGAACAGACCAGCAUGUUCACUGUGCCCUGUAAACUGGAAAUGGAUUGGAGGUGACACCUGUUUCUACAUUUCAGAAAAGGAGGCAACAUGGCAAGAAAGUAAAGACUUUUGCUUUUCUCAGAAUUCCACCCUUCUUACACUGAAAAGGAAAAGCAAGUUGAUCAGAAUGUCUCAUAUAUUACAAAAACAAUCGUAUUGGAUUGGAUUAUCCUAUGGAGUUGAUGGCUGGUCUUGGAUGGAUGAUACAAAACUUUCUACACAGAGGAUGGACUGGAUUGAUUUGUCCUCUAAGAAAAACUGCGCGUACCUAUACUAUCGUAAGUUAAAAGUUUACAGUGAGGAUUGUUAUGAGAAAUAUCCUUGGAUCUGUGAAAAGGCAGCAGUCCAGCUGAUCUAAAAAUAUUCUUCUGAUCAGCAGAAGGAGAACUGAAAGCAUAUGAAGAGGAUUGUCAUUUUCAGAUUUUUCAAAAAGAUUAUGUAAAAUAAUGUUUAAUAGAAAUUCAAAGCAGAGUCUAUCCUUCACAUACACUAAAAUAUAACAGAGAAAGGAAGCCUUUCCAGAUAAAUAGAAUCAGCAAUAACAAAUAUUUAUGAAUCAGAGACAAGAUAUUAACAUCUGUCUAGCACAGAAACCUGAACCUUAGCCAAGCUGUUAAUCUCAAGCAUGUCAACAUAUCUAAAGAACUCAGAAGCAUAAAGACUUGUGGGGCUACUUCUUGUCACUGGUUAGAAUUUCUUAUAUAUCCAUUUCUACCAGGGCUCUCCUUUUAGCCCAUUUGACUUUACUCAGAAGAUGUCUUCUCUUACUUCUAUUUACAAAGAUACAUUCACUUCCAAAAACUCUUAACUAUUUACAGUUUUCUCUUCAAUGCACCAACUUUCAGUUAUUCUAAAUUAAUCUAAAACUCCAAAGCAAACACUCCUCUCCUUUACUACUCGAAUAUGCAUGGCUUCUUUUUUUGCUGCUUAGCAGCAAAACAUCAGUUAGCACCCUCAUCCUCCUCUUGGCUGGGGAAUAUGAAUUUUAAGUAUGUUCCAAUUUCAUAUCCAGGUAAUGAUGCUUUUCCUCUACACGCAAUAAUGUGAUCUUCCAAGAAGGCCCAGAAGUCAUUGUUAAAUAAGUGUUAAUAAACAGUAUGCUGUUAUCAUAAUUGCCAUAGCCGUUAUGCAGGGAGAAUGGACAUACUGAUUGGAUAUUUCCAAGAUUGCCAUCCUAAGACCAUUGGUCUUCAACUAAGAGGGAACAUCUCCAUCUCUUUACCUAACACAUAGGGCCCUAGAGGGAAGAGGAAUCCAAAAUACCUUGUUGAUAUUCAGCUGUCACCUCCUCCAAACUCAAGAGAAGUCUGUCCCAAUAAGCAGAAAUUCAGGAAAAAUGCCAGGAGACUUCGAUGAACUAGAGGUUCCUGGCCAAAUUCAAACACAAAAAGAAAGCAUAGAGAGGGUAGAUACACGGAUGUGUAACCUGGGAGUAAUACAGAGACAGGGAUGAGGUUAGGAAAGCCAGAGCCCAUUGGAACUCACUCUGGCCAGUGAUGUCAAAGACAACAGGAAUGGAUUCUGGGUGACAAAAUGUAGAUGGAAAAAUAUGGACCCACUGCUGAAGGAGACAGUGGACUCGAUUAUACAGGAGAUGGAAACAGCUGAGGUACUGGAUGCCUUCUUUGCCUCAGCCUUUAUGAGCAAGUUUGACCUUGAUGCAUAGCAGGCCCCAGAAUGUAGAGGGAAAGUCUGGAGCAAGCAAGAAGUUCUGGUCUGGGAACACAAGUACACUGUCCAUACAUAAAUCCAUUGGUUCUGAUAGGAUGCACCCAUGAGUGCUGUGGGAGCUGGAAGAUGUCACUGUUGCAAGGUCAUCUUCAAAAACCUUUUAAUGAUCAUGGUUACUGAGAGAGUGCUUCAGGACUCAAGGAAAACAAAU
Messenger RNA from Oxyura jamaicensis (ruddy duck), 2284 nucleotides. Its product is annotated as natural killer cells antigen CD94-like. NCBI's taxonomy places the organism in Eukaryota, Metazoa, Chordata, Aves, Anseriformes, Anatidae. The transcript is spliced from 6 exons. The coding region runs from base 74 to 760 and encodes 228 amino acids. The record is from RefSeq and is a predicted model, not a curated record.